AUGAAUUCCAGAAGCAGGUUUAGCUGCGAUUUCCCAGGCUGCAGCGCCAGCUACUGGCGGAAGGCGCAUCUGAACCGCCACAAAGCCCAACACGGCGCACAACAAUCACCGCUAUGUCGAAUUUGUGGUCGAGAAUUUGGGCGAAUUGAUACACUCCGCCGACACAUCCGACAGAGCCAUACAGGAAGAAGUGAGCUGGUGCCUCCGAUCAAGCAGGCCUGUGAUAAUUGUCGGGUGCUAAAAGCUCGCUGCGAAGGAGGUGCACCCUGCAGCGCAUGCCUACGCCGCCAUAUCUCGUGUUCCCUUGUUGAAGGAUCUACCUCUACCGGGACGGAGGAUACUGGUCCACAACAGACCGUGCAACCCCGUUCAUCCCCAUCUGCAAAGGCAGAGCACUUUAUCAAGAUCUUCUUCCAAAAAUUCCACCCACACUGGCCAUUUAUUCAUCAAUGGUCAUUCAACAUCACUCAAGGCAAAGAAAAUGCACUACUGCUGCAGUCCAUGACCGUCAUCGGGAUGUGGAUCACAGGCUUGCCGAGCAACCGGUCCGCAGCAAAGGAGCUGCAUGCGGUUCUGGACGCGGCCAUAUAUCAGCAAAGAGAGAAGUGGGAUGCAAGUAUGCACGAAUCCGCAUCCAGCGCAACCUGCAAAUGGCCCAUCGCCAUGUAUCAAGCCAUCCUAUUGCAUAUCAUCUUCGCCCUAACGAGCAAAGACAGCGUCACUUUGGGACUCGAUCUGAAGCCCGCUCUUCCGGCCAACGAUAAAACCCUUCUCAAGUCGUUGGUGCAAAGCUGCAGAAAGCUGGGCAUGUUCUAUUAUCCGAACAUGCUUGCGCGAUUCCGACCGGAAGAACCUGGAGGACAUGUCUGGGUGGGAGUUGAGGAGGUCAAGCGGUUUGUCCUUGCUUUAAACAGGGUUUGCAAGAUUAUUGGAGCUGAAGAGCAAGCCGCGAAUGUCCAUGGGAAGCAUCGCGAUGUGCCAACGCCGAGGAGUGGGUUGCUCACGGCAAGCGAGCUGCAUUUCCCGAUGCCGACGAGUGAGGCGCUUUGGAAUGCGGGCACGGAAGAAGCGUGGAAUGCGGCUGCUGUAGAUAAAACUGACCUUAUUCAUUUGACUGAUUUCCGGGAGGCGCAGUGGAUCUCCCGGUCGGCCACGCUUCUGGACUUGACCUAA
Aspergillus homomorphus CBS 101889 is the source of this 1173-nucleotide messenger RNA. Its product is annotated as Zn(II)2Cys6 transcription factor. Bases 1 to 1173 code for a protein of 390 amino acids. The transcript is spliced from 3 exons. Lineage: Eukaryota; Fungi; Ascomycota; Eurotiomycetes; Eurotiales; Aspergillaceae. Gene Ontology annotation, molecular function: DNA-binding transcription factor activity, RNA polymerase II-specific; zinc ion binding; RNA polymerase II cis-regulatory region sequence-specific DNA binding. Gene Ontology annotation, biological process: DNA-templated transcription; regulation of transcription by RNA polymerase II. The record is from RefSeq and is a predicted model, not a curated record. Gene Ontology annotation, cellular component: chromatin.